Molecule: messenger RNA, 3584 nt
Organism: Homarus americanus (American lobster)
Lineage: Eukaryota; Metazoa; Arthropoda; Malacostraca; Decapoda; Nephropidae
Product: UNC93-like protein
Exons: 9
Coding region: 222-1748 (508 amino acids)
Biological process (GO): regulation of potassium ion transport; regulation of muscle contraction
Cellular component (GO): striated muscle dense body; plasma membrane
Molecular function (GO): potassium channel regulator activity
Source: RefSeq, a predicted model, not a curated record
CGGGCUGUCCUAUCAGUGUGGCAUCGUAGUCUCUUUAGUGUUGUGUGACCAUUUGAGCUUAACUUCUCAUACCCAGCCACUGGGCUUGUGAAACUGGAGAAGAGUGUAAUUAUCUAGUUAACAAGUGCUAGUAACGGUCUAUAAUACUGUACGUGUGAUAUAUUACUGGCACAUUGGUUGCCAGAACUAUAAGAAGAGCUUGAAGGCUCGUCACCUCCGCCAUGGCUGACAACGACAAUGGAAUCGCCAACCGAGGUUACCAACCAGAUAAUGACGAAGAGCCAGUCAAAAUUAAGAAUGGAAGUCCUGUUGGUAAAGUCAAGCCUAGUGAGGGCUUUCGACAGCUCACGGAGGAGGAGAGGAAGGAAAAGUUCGCCAUCAUGAAGAACAUCAUCAUUAUCUCCGUGGCCUUCACCUUCCUCUUCACCAGCUACAACUCCAUGGCCAACCUUCAGUCCUCCAUCAACGAAACUACGGGGACUACGGCCUUGUCCACACUGUAUGGGGCUCUGGUAGUGUCGUGUUGUUUCCUGCCCUCCUGGUUCAUCAAGACUCUCCGGACUAAAUACACGAUGGCUGUGUGUAUGUUGGGUUACUCCACCUACAUCGCCGCUCAGUUCUACCCGAAGAUGUACACCCUUGUGCCCACAGCCAUCAUCCUGGGUCUGGGAGCAGCGCCCAUGUGGUCCGCCAAGUGUACUUACCUCACCAAGGUGGGUGCCAGGUACGCCGAGAUUAUAGGAGACAACACUGAGGUGGUCAUAACUCGCUUCUUCGGCAUCUUCUUCCUGUUCUUCCAGUCAACACAGGUGUGGGGCAACCUUAUCUCCUCCUCAGUGUUAUCAGUGGGCGUGGAUACCGAGGAUAAAACCCCGGAGGAGCUAGAACGUUGUGGGUAUAACUUCUGCCCGUGGGAUUCUCCGUCUAACUCCACCAAUGACACUACUGAUGGUAUCCCUGAGUGGCAGACGUACACCAUGGCAUCGAUCUACCUCGUGUUCGCCCUUCUCUCCUCUGUUAUCAUCGUCCUUUUCGUCGACCCACUCAGCAAGUUCGUGGGUGAUGAUAAGUAUGACGCGACGGAGGGCAAGACAGGUUUGCAGCUACUAGUGGCUUCCUUCAACCACAUGCGUCACCCUUACCAGCUGCUGAUCAUCCCCCUCACCAUCUGGUCUGGCGUGGAACAAGCCUUUCUGGGCGCUGACUACACUGCUGCUUACGUGUCGUGUGGGCUGGGUGUACACAUGGUCGGGUACGUUAUGAUCUGUUACGGUGUGUGUGACGCCAUCUGCUCCGUCACCUUCAGCCCACUGGUGAGGAUCGUGGGUCGUGUGCCCAUCUUCACCAUGGGUUUCCUCAUCAACUUGAGUAUUAUCAUCACUCUCAUCUACUGGAUGCCCAAGCCUGAUGAUAUCGUCGUCUUCUUUAUCCUCUCGGGUCUGUGGGGAGUGUCGGACGCUGUGUGGCAGACGCAGAUCAACGCUCUGUACGGUGUGAUCUUCCCCGGGGAGUCUGAAGCAGCGUUCAGCAACUACCGCCUGUGGGAGUCGCUCGGGUUCAUCAUCGCCUACGCCUGCAGCACCGUCUUCUGUAUCCACUCUAAGAUCACCAUCCUCCUCGUCUUCCUCGUGCUGGGCAUCGUCGGCUACUACGUUAUUGAGGUCAUCGAGAAGCUAGGAGGCCUCAAGAGGGACAAGGAAGGUGAAGUCAUCACCCUUGAUAAACUCGUCACGGGAAAGUACCAGUGACGAGUAGGAGGGAAAUUUGUCGGGUUUUUAGAUUUUUUUUACUGGAAUCAACAUAGAUUUUCAACGACUAACUUCCUCCUAUUUUCUGGUUUACUUUUCAACCGCCACAAUUCAUAAACGUUGAUUGGUUGCUGGUUGUAAAGUUUUAACAAGUUUUGAAAAUGUUUAGCAUCUUUUGCAGUCGCUACAAGUUCUGGAAUCUAACUGGUUGUGGUCCACUCUGUCAUGUCAUUUGUGUAGUAACAGAGCCUGCUGGGGCCAAUUAGGAUUUAGCCCAAAUGAACAGUUACUAAUGAGGUACAGCAACCCCUUUCUUGAUUUCAUAAAUAUUUUAUCGCCAUCGUCUGAACAGAACUUCCAAGUGUACUAAGGUUAUCUAGUCAAUGAUCCCUUUUGAUAUUUUAGUGACCAAUAAUGAGUGAGAUUAAACCAAUAACAGUAUAUGUGUAGUUUCUUCAUUAGCUUCCAUUAUUACACUGUAGCUACAUUUCCGCACACACCCAGUCAAGAGAUGUAGACACUCCUCCUGAUCAAUUCCUCCCUUGGAAGAUCAGUCCGACUAGGUGAUCAGUCCUACCCUACUGAUGGUCUGCAUAAUCUUAUUCUUGAUCACAACAUUUCCCAGCUGAUUGUAAAGUAAUCCAUCUGGUUUUCUGCUGUGUGAGUCUUCAAUAUUUUCGCUACGGUUGAGUUCCUUCCAUUGGCAUAGUCACUCUUGCUUUGGGUAUCAACUUCUCCUUCCCGUGAGCUGUGGAAGACCUGAGACGAGAUUCUGAAGGCUAAAGAUUCCUCUCCAGAUUCUAGUGGAAUAUUUCCUCCGUCUCCUGCAACCUUCUGCUUUUCCGUCAUGUCGAAGAUAUUAUAGUCAGGUGUGUGGUGUGUGUGUGUGUGUGUGUGUGUGUGUGUGUGUGUGUGUGUGUGUGUGUGUGUGAGACGCCUGUUCUUGUCAACUUCAGAUCAGGUAGUUCACUAUCAUAACAAAAAUCCAGCGCCGUAAAGCUCAAGAUUCAUACACCAAGUACUGUAUCUUCCUAAGUGAUAACUACAGUACACAUCUUGUUACGAGUCUUGGGGUCAUUACGACGUCAUAUUUGUGUCAUAUCUUAGGCAGUUAGACAAUAUAAUGUAAGAAUAACACCCCUUAACUCUUUACACCCCAGACGGUCAUUCUCAUAUCUCUGUGUUCAUCUGUGGUACGUGUUUCUGUUACUACUGUAUAAUUUAUCAGUAACAGAAAACUAUUGUGAGUUGAAUGUGCAAGUGUUUAUCAGUGUAAUUAUAAUGUACAACAGUAUAAUAUGUAAUAUAUAGAUUGAACAUAAGUUGUUUCUCUAAUACAGAGGUUCCCAAACUGGGGAGCGUGAGGCUGGUACAGGGAAGGCGUGAAGCCAUCAACCAAAAUUUGCUAUAUUUUGCUAAAAAAUAAUAUAAUGAAGAAACUCUUUCAGGAGUAACUCUCCCUCCGUUUGAAUCUACCACACAUCCAUGCAAAACCAAAGUAUAGCAGUCACCCCUAUCCGUUUUCUAUCAUUUCAUCUCACACACUCUCCUUACGCGUCUUGUACAUAUCACUAUACAGGGAGUUAUCUGAUCCUAAACAAUACUAAAAUAUAAUUAUAAUAAAAAAUAAAAUCUAUGUAGAUUUUACAUACAAAAAUAUAAGGGGGGGGGGUGGGUGAGGUCCUCGCUAAAGCAAAGGAAGGCGUCAUGUUAAAACGUUUGGGAGCCACUGUUCUAAUGUGAUCUAUUGUGAUUAUAUAGUUAUUUUAUUUUUUUGUGGAUUAAGUAAGAAAGAUGAUUUUUGUACCGGAUGGAGUGAAUAAAGACACAAUCUAU